Molecule: messenger RNA, 3339 nt
Organism: Aspergillus fischeri NRRL 181
Lineage: Eukaryota; Fungi; Ascomycota; Eurotiomycetes; Eurotiales; Aspergillaceae
Product: EF hand domain protein
Exons: 1
Coding region: 1-3339 (1112 amino acids)
Cellular component (GO): intracellular membrane-bounded organelle; membrane; cytosol
Molecular function (GO): calcium ion binding; zinc ion binding
Source: RefSeq, a predicted model, not a curated record
AUGUCGGAGUCCCAAUCACGACCAGUUUCCCUGACACGGUAUCGUCCUGCUCUUUACCUUCUCACAGGUGUUGCCGCAGCCUAUGCUCUGGUAUACAUCCACAAUAAUAUCCUUUUCCCCUCAUCGCCCCAAACACCUCUACGUCGCCGAAGAGCUGUCCGCCGAAGACGAACCGGACCCGACGAAAGCGAUGUCAGCAAUACACCAUCAUACCGCGCGAUUGCUCAUCUCGAGCAACUAGAACGGCAGAAUGGCGUGUACGGCACCUUUCGCAUUGAGACCGAGGACGGACGCCGCGUGGAGAGCGGCCUCCUCCCAUCCCUCCUGGCUACGCGCGAUCAGCUGAUGGAGGAGGUCGGCGUCCCGCAGGCCCAUGCCGAGCGGAUGCGCGAGAUGAUGGAGGAGACAUUCCUGGAGUCAUUCCUCGCUCUGGAUUUUCCGUCGGCCCAUACAAUCGAGGAAGGGAGUGCGGAGAGGAACUACCUCAUCGAGCAGCUGCAGCGGCGGGGGAUUUCGCGAACGGGAAUCGAAAGGGCGCUGGCACGGUUCAAUGAGGACGACAACUACGGCGAGGAGCUGCGACGGCGGCGCCAGAAUGGAGAGAGGGUUACGCUGUCUACGUCUACGUUUCCCGAGGAGUCGGUGCCCUUGCAGAACUUGGAUGGUGGGGAGACGGUGGUCGACGACCAGAGCGUCUUCUCCUGGCGGGAAGGGAAUAACGAGUCGUCUCCGGCGCAGGAAGGCCAGAAUCUCCUGAACCUGCUAUAUCACAUUGCGGAGGAUCAGUCUAGACGAGAUGGCUAUAUCCACCGACAGGUGACGUGUAAUAGCUGCGGUGCCAUGCCCAUUCAAGGCAUACGGUAUCGGUGCGCAAAUUGCAUUGACUAUGACCUGUGCGAGACAUGUGAGGCGAUGCAGGUGCACAUCAAAACCCAUCUCUUCUACAAGGUUCGGAUCCCGGCGCCCUUCCUAGGAAAUCCCAGACAGUCGCAGCCGGUGUGGUACCCGGGAAAGCCAGCCAUGCUGCCCCGUAGUUUGCCACGCGCGCUGGCGAAGCGUUUGAUGAAGGAGACCAAUUUUGAGAACACGGAAUUGGACGCUCUCUGGGACCAGUUCCGGUGCUUGGCGAGCUAUGAGUGGCCAGACGACCCGAACAAGUUGUGCAUGGCUAUCGAUCGCAAAACGUUUGAUCGAUGUUUUGUGCCGCAUACUUCCAUCCGUCCUCCGCCCCCAUGCCUCAUCUACGACCGCAUGUUUGCGUUCUAUGACACGAACAAUGAUGGAUUGAUCGGGUUUGAAGAAUUCCUCAAGGGUUUGGCCAGCUUAAAUAACAAGAGCAAUGACGAAAGGUUGCGGCGAGUGUUCCGUGGCUACGACAUUGAUGGAGAUGGCUACGUGGAGCGCAAGGAUUUCUUGCGGGUUUUCCGUGCAUACUACGCUCUCAGCAGGGAGCUAACUCGCGACAUGAUUGCUGGCAUGGAAGAUGACUUUCUCGAGGGAGGCGCAAGAGAUGUCGUGCUUGGAAGUCAGCCUGUCAGCUCGGCAUUCCCUGGCAGUAUUCCUUCCGGGGAGCCAUCAAGGACUGGGGAAGGGAAGCGCUUGAAUUCCGGGGGAGAUCUUGAAAUCGUGGAUAACCAGGGUAUAUUACGUCAAGAUGGCACCGACACAGGCGACCGACACGCUGUUGUAGGGGAGGCAGCUGUCCGGGCCAGAUGGGGAUCCAGAGGGACUCUGUUUCCCGCACAGCUGACAGCACAGGCAAACUCGACUGCCGCAGAUUUCAGGCGCGGAGAUUCGAAUGUUCCUCGUUCAAGCGAUGCACAACAAGGGAACGAUGAAGAUGCCAGCUCCGAUGAGGAUGGGUCCAGUUCCUCAGUGGCUAGUGACUGGCCCGGCACGGAGAACAUUCUCGAACAAGAUAUUGUCAACGCUCUCGGAACUCCUGUCCCGCUUCAAGAGGUCACUGACCCUGAGGACAGAGAUCGCGUUGCUGAUGUUGUCUUCCGUAGAAUGCGUGAUGACCACCACAGACUCCUGACCGACGUCCGCAGGGACGGCAUUGAUGAGCGCUGGAGACGGAGGGCCUUCUACACGGAUGUAGAAGAUGGCGCCACUGCUCCCGAAGGCUAUGUGAGCGAUCCUGAUGUUGACCAUCUGUCCGAGGAUGAGGAUGCCCCCGGUCACCCUUCAGCUCUCGAUUCCCACCCUCCAUCCCCUCGUUCUCGAUCAUCGUCCAAGGUGCGCUUCCAGGACGAUCUCACCGAUGACUAUGACGUCAGAUCGAAUCCCUCUACUUCGUCUCGCAGUAUCCCUGUAGGCGAGCGGUGGGGUGGGUUUGAGAUCCCCGAGGUCGAGAAAGACGUCGGCAAGGAGAUCUUGUAUCAAGUAACGCAGCAGGGAUUCAACGAACUCCUUGACAUCCUAUUCAAGCCGAAGGAAGAUCUGCUCAUGGAAGCGUAUCGGACCCGCACAGAGCGCAAAAUCUGGGCUCGCGAGAUCGAACUUGUGGAGAUGAUGGAUCCUAAGAAACGGAUGGCCCAGGAGGGUGGGACUGCAACCGACGAAGAACUGCAGGAACUCCUGAAUCGGUCUGGUUAUUCUUUGCGAAGUCCACAAUUGGAGCCUCUUCAUCAUAGCCCCGAUUUAUCUGUGCGCCCAACAUUGGGGAGCCCUGAGAGUGCACAACAUGUGCACCUCGCCGAUCCUGAAGAAGACGACAAUUUGGUUGAUUCUGCUCCAGUCGAGGAGAGGGUCGCAGAAACCGCGGCUGCGAAUGAGCCCGCGCGCUCCUUGACGCCUGAGUUUCAGGCCGCGUCAGAAGCCAGUCCACUCCGUGAGAUGCCGGAUCCGACAUUACCACAGUUUCGACCGAACGAAGAACCAGACCAUCCGCAUGGAGUGCCCGGCCUACCUGUUCCGGACCUUGACAACUCACUCUUCGUCCCCAUGACUUCUGUCUCGCAAACCCACCUGCAGCAACAGCAGCAGGAUCUCCCAGCGGAGCUCCGGCUUCAACCGGGCAGCACCGCCUUCCCUGCACCAUCCUCCUCACCUGAUGCUGAAGCCACCGCACCCAAGAUGCCCCCUUCACCCAUUCAACCUCUUCCGCCGGCUGCAUCUUCACCGUCUUCCCUCCCGCGACGCCAUGGUCCCACACUCCCUCCCUCCACGCUGACGCUUACUCGCUGGGCAUACCUGAACCAGAUAGAGCGGGAGGCGAAGGAACGCGGCGGUACAGGCGCUAAGCUCAACUUUGAGGAGUUUUCCCGCCGGAUGGCGGCAGACCGGGGACGCAGGUUGGCUUUUGUGGCUAGCUGGAUUGAGAUGGCUAGUUUCUAG